UUCAGCCUCCUUGAUUCAAAUACCAGGAACAACUCAGCCAGCACAAAGAGAAGCUUUGGGGGGCAAAAAAACUCACACCCCCACCAGCGCGCGCACACACACACACACACGCACGUGAAAACCUAAAGUUCAUCGGCAUGGGAAAGGAGAAGGAGAAGAAGAAACCUCAGCACAGCACGUCCCUGAAUAACCAGAGCCAGACAGGGAAGGCACCCGAAGAGGAGAAAAGCACCGACUCGAGCAAGAUGCAGGAGUCCACGAAGAAGAAGAAGAAGCAGAAGAAAACCAAGGGGGAUCCCAAAACUGCCCAGGAGGAGGAAUCCCACACUUGUUGUGGCUGCCGUUUCCCGCUGCUGUUUGCUUUGUUGCAGCUGGCAUUAGGCAUCUCUGUAACAGUGCUGGGCUUCCUUAUGGCAGGCAUCAGUUCUUCUUUGCUAGUCAGAGACACUCCAUAUUGGGCUGGGAUAAUUGUCUGUGUGGUGUCCUUAGUGGGAUUUGUCAUGCUUUGCAUUUCGUACCAACCUGACGAGAAGACAUGUGUGCAGUUCACAGUAAAGCUGAUGUAUUUUCUCUUGAGUGCCCUGGGUCUGGUUGCCUGUGUUUUGGCAGUGGCUUUUGCUGCACACCAUUAUCUGCAGAUGACAAAAUUCACCUGCGAUACCAUCCUCGAGUCCUGUCAGUGCAAACUGGACACUGCAGACACCCUCGGUAGGACCUUCGUCUACCAGGACGCAGCUGACUGUGACAGCCUCACCAGCAUGCUUAACCUGUACUUACUCCUGCAGAUGGUUCUCAAUCUGGUCUCAGCCCUGGUGUGUCUAUCGGCAUGCUUUGUGAUGUGGAAACACAGAUACCAGGUCUUCUAUGUGGGCGUUCGGUUCUAUCCUUUAACUGCUACCGAAGGCCAGCGGCAGAAAGUAUAGGGUCUGGGCUGGCAGGGGGUUGUUGCCAGGGAAUGGAAAAUGUCAGCGUACUGCCACCAUAGACAUCACGGAUGGAUGAGUGUUUAUCAGGUUUUUGACAAGGAAGAACAUUCACACGGUUUUAAUGAAUAUAUUUUUCAAUCAUUUUAAGAGCAUUUCAUGUGGCUGCUCUUGCGAAAGGUCUCUUGUGAGAUUAUAUAGAGGUCACAAAGUCCUAAAGAUGCAGCUGUACAAAUACGCACUAAAGAAGAUCUUUAAUAGCCAUAGACAAAAUGAGAGCUUAAAAAAAUCAUUGGGAACUCAUCUUCAGGGCUAUAGCCAUUAAGAAAUAGGGUCCAUUUCUAUUACUGGUAGAUGCCUGUUCUUGCCUUCAGAGAAGCUAUACCAAUUUCUACUAGAUAAGGAUCUGGUCCAAAGUGCUUAAUUAUUAUUAUGCUGAUCAUGCUUAGGGAAUAUACGGUCUCUCGGAUGCUCUGGAUAUAAUUCAUACUAACCUGAUGGGGAUUUACCAUGUCGAAAAAUAAUAAGAGGGGUUAAGAUUUCUUCAAAUGUAGGUUGAGACCAACAGAAAAGUGAACAUGUUGAUGAUUGCCAUAUAAAAUAUACAUAAGACUUUUCAGAGUGACUAAUGAUAUAGGCUAUCUAAUCCAAUUACUAAUAAACAAAAUACGAAUGGGUUGACUAAUGGUGAUUUGGUGGGUCCUGCCUGAUACCCCAGACAGAUUUCUGAAGUAUGAGUGCUCAGCACUUUGUGAGAGAAGAUCAAUUUAAGAAACAUUGAGUUGCACUUCUAAAGCGGAGGACCCUAAAUCACUAGUCACAUUGAAAACUAUGUUGACAUUGCUGUAAUUGCAGGCUCCCAAACCCGGCGUCUAGCCAGUUCCACCAAUUAUACUCCAAGCACAAAAGGCCAAAUGCAUUCUUGGUGUAACUCCUCUGAAGACAAUCAGCCAUACAUACCAGCAGUGGAGUUGGGCCAACAGCCCUAAAAGAUAUAUCCCUGCAACAAUGAAUGUUUUUAAAAUGGGGCGGAGGGAGGGAAGCAAGAAGAGACUGCCAGUCUCCCAAAGACACCAUUUAUAAUGAUGAGGGCAAAGUAAUAAUGAUUUCUUAAUAAGCAGCAUAAAAUAACAAACUGCACUCAAACAGUGCUUUUUCAUGCUUAAAGUAUAGCUCUAGAAGUGCUUUAUGUCUUACUAGCCUUAUACCAAGAGAAUUAUGUUGGUUUGUCCUUUGAACUGUCAUUUCCACUUGCACAGCAAGGAAUUCUAAAUGUAGAGGCAGGUCUGAAUCAGCAGCAUUUUACACUGCCUGCCGAUACAGAUGUGUGCAAGGGCAAGGCAAGCUGAUGCUCACGCCCUGCCAUGACUAGGGAUUUCCUGAUCCCAGCCAGAGCAAGGGAGUCUCUGAGAUGGGGUGGAGCAAUCACAUGACAGAAAAACUGUGCUAUAAUCAUUAGCAAGGAAGAAGCAAAUAAAAUUUCUAUAAGGCUUCAAAGAAGUAAAAACUUUCUGUUUCUGCAACAAAAAUAUUCACCAGGAAGUCAAAAAACCAGUCUGGCAAAAAGCUAGUUGUCUAUUGUCUGAGUAGGUCUACUACCCAAAAACUGUCUUCCAUAUGGUGCCAUCCCAGAGCUAGACCAGCAUACCUCCAGGGUCAGAAGAUCACAGCGUAGUUAAGUUUCCUGUGGUCCACCUAGAGCACUACUUGGUGUAUGUGCUUGAGUUUUUGUCAUGGAAAGUUCUUCUAGAGUAGACGUGGCAUCACCAAGGUGCUCUCUGCCAAGCUGCAAAGUGAGGAGCUUCAGAAAAUGAAGGUUUUUGAGACCAGCUUCCAAAUGGCCUUUUUUAUGCACCUAAAAAUAACAGUCACUAAUAAGUGUGGCUGCAGGGUUCAUUUGCAAGGGUGUCCGUUUGCUUGCCUAUGUGUUGCCACCCUCCAAAGCCCUAAGCCUGGCUUCCAGGCAUGCUUGGAGCAAGAGGAGACAGGAGUGGAGUGUGCAGGCAGGUUGGAGAUGUAAGACCCAACUGCUGGCAUCAGUGGGGCCAUCGGCGCGGUGGCAGGAACCAGCCUCUCUCCUCCAAAUCUGGCAGAGUGUGCUGCAAGCAGCACUGGUGGACCUGUGCCAGGGUCAGCCUCCCGUGUGAGACGGAUCCACAGCAGUGCCUCUCGCCCGCUGCUUGUACUCAGGUGUUGGUUUGUCCCCCCCAUCCCUCGCACGACUCCAGCCGUGCUCUCUGUGGAAGCGUAGGGCAGAGGAUAUACCUUCCUCCCACCUACACGACCCUUGCUGCGCCCGCUCCUUCCUCCAGCCAGAACUGCAGGGCUCUCCCCUCUGCAAAAAAAAUAACAAGAAGCAGGAAAGGGACCGAGGGGAGGCUGAACGACAGCUGAGCUUUGGGGCUCCCUCCCGCCCACGCCCCAGGCGCUGCGGCCCCACAGCUGGCGAAGCAAGAGGAAGGCUCUGCUGUCAGAGCAGGGCAUGCUUCCCACCCUGCCCUUUCCCAAAUGUCCUUGUUGUUCAGAAGAUCAUUUGGUCUUCAGCUCUCUAGCUUAGGCUGUGCUGUGUGCAGGCUGGCAGCAGAGAGCUGCUGUGGGAGACGGCUGGCCGGCUCCGGCCAAACGGUAUUUCCACCAGAGCCAGGCUUUUGUCUCCUUAAUCCUUUGACCUCCGUCUCACUCACAUGUUUCCACUCCCUGUCUCCCAUCACCUCCCAAGCGCUGGGCUCCUGGAGGCCUGGCCCUGUUAGAUGGGGUUGGGUUCGCAUUGCCAGGCCUCUGCCUACUCACCCCCCGGGCUUAAAUUUGCUGGGACUCCUCUAGAGCAUGGAAGAUGCGGCGGUGGUGAUCACAGGGUCGCUGCAAAUGCCCUCGACAUGGGGACGUGGAAGAGGAGAGAAAUCUGGAGAAGAGAUCCUGCUCCGCUUAGCAAGCUGUGCCCCUCCAUAACAGCGCACCCUCCGCCUCGAGCCUCUGCCGCCCGAGUUCGGUUCACUAAUCGGCACGUUGCUGCUUAACCCUUUGCUCUGGAAGAAAGCAAUAUUCAUUGUAUAUUCUGUUGGUGUUUUAAUGCUUAAUGAAUAAAUAUGGGGCAUUUUGAUCUAGUAAA
Tyto alba (common barn owl) is the source of this 4032-nucleotide messenger RNA. RefSeq names its product sarcospan (gene SSPN). Gene Ontology annotation, cellular component: dystrophin-associated glycoprotein complex; sarcolemma. Bases 138 to 923 code for a protein of 261 amino acids. The transcript is spliced from 3 exons. The record is from RefSeq and is a predicted model, not a curated record. Lineage: Eukaryota; Metazoa; Chordata; Aves; Strigiformes; Tytonidae.